UAUUUCUUCAUUUUAGACUCGAAAUCUUUCUUGACAGUCUAAAUUAAUGUCUCCCUUGACUACCCCAAAGAAUUUCAUAUCUAACUUGUUUUAAUUAAUCUACCAAAAAGAAAGUGAAUUGAUUCUCAAGCCAAGCUUCCUUCUUCAUUCUUCUCUAACUACAACCGCCCAUUUCUCAUCUCUUACUUUAUUUAAUUUUUCUUCCUUCCCCCAUUCUCUUCACAUGUUUGUUCCACCCCCUCCAACCAAUUAAUUGGCCCCCAAACACCCCCCGAUUAAAAAAAUAAAAAAAAUACUUUUCUAAUUUUCCUAUUUUUUAAUUUUUUUUUUGUUAAUUUAAUUAAUUUUGUCUAUAAAAACCCCAAGCUCAAGAGUCAAGCCUCCUUCCCCACCCUCCCUAGAAUUUCUCUUGUUGGUUCUCCUAGUUCAUUGGGUAUAAGUACAAAAUUUUGUGUCAGAUUUUUAGUCAGAAGUAAAAUCUCCUUUUGUCUUUCUGACAAUAGGACCCUUUUGUGUAAGAAAAUUCACCCAAAAAAAAAAAAAAAAAAACCUACAAAAUCUCUUCUUCUAAAAUCCAAUUUCUUCUUCUUCUCAAAAACUUUCCCUAGAUUUUUGAUCCAUUUAUACUCAUUAUUUCCCAAACAAACCCUAAAAAACACCCAAAACAAUAAAAAGAAAUGAAUCCUCAUCAAAAUCAACGUCUUAUACCCUUAAACCUUAAGUCACUAAGAACAAGAUUUGCCCUUCGUUUCUUAAAAGCCCUAAAAAAAAUCAACCACCAAGAAAAAAUCCAUAACAAAAUUAAUUACAAAGGUAAUGGUAAUAUUGUUAUGAUGACUCAUCAUAAAUUCCAUAAGAUAAAGGUGGCAGCUGAUGCAUCCAUGGCCGCGGCCGUUGGUCCAAAACGGGCGUGGAGCCGGGCAGUGUUGUCAAGGAUCCGGCUUAGCUGGUGGCGGCGUGGGUUGUUGAGAAGAGAAAAUAGUAUUAUUGUUGCUAGAAAGCAACGGCGAGGGGCGGUCCGCCAACAAGGCGGCCAAACACAAGAGCUAAGGAGGUUGGUGCCUGGUGGAGAAGAAAUGGAUAUGCAAAAAUUGUUAGAUGAGACUGCUCAUUAUAUUAAGUGUCUUACUACUCAGGUAAAUGUCAUGAGAAGUAUUGUUAAUUACUGCUCUACACCGGUUAAUUAAUUCUUAAUAAGUUAAUUAAUACUAUAAGCAUGUAAUGUAAAAUGAAAGGAGGAUUUAUAUAAUAAAGUUUGAUGUGAGUAAUUAAGCUAAGGUGAGGUUGUUGUUGGUCAAGGUAGUAUGGAAUUAAUAAUUAAUACAGAAAGAUGUAACAUAUGUUUGUAGAUUAUUCAUCAUGUUAUAAACAUAAUGAAGUAUAUAGUUUGAUAUAAAUUGUACAUUAGAGAUAAGAUUAAAGACUUAUCUUAAUUUUUGUUUUGUUUACUUAUGAAGAGAAUUAUAAAUGAAUAUUUUGUUGUUUUGCUUGUA
Chenopodium quinoa (quinoa) is the source of this 1493-nucleotide messenger RNA. Its product is annotated as transcription factor IBH1-like. The transcript has a single exon. The record is from RefSeq and is a predicted model, not a curated record. Gene Ontology annotation, molecular function: protein dimerization activity. Lineage: Eukaryota; Viridiplantae; Streptophyta; Magnoliopsida; Caryophyllales; Amaranthaceae. Gene Ontology annotation, biological process: regulation of DNA-templated transcription. Bases 678 to 1187 code for a protein of 169 amino acids.